AUGACGGACAUCCUCCCAGGAGACAACAGUACUCUCGACGUAAACGAGAACAGACGUGACUUUCAAGAGAGUUUUGAUACAACUGAAAUCAACCUUUCAGCGACAACACAUUCACUAGACUCGGAUAAUAACAGUCUUGCUAUUUUUGACGUGACUACAAGAUUCCACAAGACAGAUCGACACCAAGCGUCGUUUUAUAUCAGCGAAAAUUAUUUUGAAGACGUAAAUCAAACAGUCAACUUCGCCGACCAAUCAGAUUCAACGAAACAUAACCGUUUCUUCACAAAUUACGAAAAUGUAACAGAAAAUCAUCACCUACAACGAACUUCUUACAACGUAACAAUUAUGAAUUCGACGGAAUUAAUAGAGAACUACUCAUAUAGCUUGGAACAAACUACUCCAUCUCUCAUUAAUUUGACUAGCACACUACAUUUUGAAUCAAUACAAGACUCGCCAUUUAAAAAGAUAGACAAUACAUCUAUUUCGAACAUUCCAGUAGAAUUGUCAGUGUUUCCUGUAAAUAUAUCCAACUCUUUUCAAAUGUCGCCAGAAUUCUCGGUGGUAGAAAGUUUGUUAAAUGUUGAUUCCGAGUUUUCGUCUCCAUGUUGGUUAAAUUCUUCCCUAGUCUGUAACAGUAGCAACAGUUCCGGAAACCCAACGUCUUUCACCUUUGACCUCACAUCGUGGUUGACAUUGACACCAUCGAAUACGGCCGAUGAUUGGUUCGACGCUUCCGGUCACACGGCUGAUGAGACAACUCUAGUGCUGAAAGUGAUUUUAUUGGCAUUUAUCUCCCUUGUUGGUUGCUUGGGGAAUAUUUUGGUCAUUUGGAACGUUGUUAAGGAACGUCGUCUCCAUCGCCCGCCCUUCUACUUCCUGUUGAGCCUGGGUGUGACAGACUUGUCGCGGGCUGUGUUCUGUGUGCCUGUGGUUAUCACCACCGUUCUGCAUGGGUCUCGUUGGAGACAUGGUGAUUCCGCAUGCAAGCUCUUCGCCUUUGCCACGUCAUUCUUCGUUUUCAGCUCUGUUCUGUCCCUUCUGGCUAUCGCUAUCGACCGCCACUUCUGCGUCGUCUACUCCAAGAUAUAUCGGCGUCGAGCUCCUGGCAUUGCUAACCUGGUAGUCGCCAUUAUUAUCUGGAUCAUCGCUUUCUCCAUCUCCUUCCCUCCUGUACUGGGAGUUGGAGAGUACGUCUUCGUCCCAGAGGAAACCCAGUGCACAUAUCAUCAUAAACAUUACAGUAUCAACGACUCCGUGUCAACAGUUAUGAUAUUCGUCGCCAUUUUAUUAGUGACCUACUUUUUCUACUUCCGUAUUUUCUGUUUCCUGCGAGACCAUCGGCGCAUGCGCCCUCUGCAGCAUACUCCAGCUAUGAGCUCCAACUGGGCGUUUAUAGGACAAGGCGCCAAUGGACAAGCGUUCAUUAACUGGUUGAACGGCUUCGGCGGUCAAGUACCAAUCCGCCAAGGAGGCCAGAGAUCUGUCCAAAGACUUAACUUUGGCCGAGUGGUCAAUUUAUCGAUCACCAAAAACGAACACUUGACCCGGCUGUUUCUGAUUUUAACCGUCGUUUUUGGGAUCUCCUGGUUACCUUAUAUCAUAGUCUCGGUAUGGCGGAUAUUUUUUGAUACUAGGAUCCUACCUGCGGCCUUUGUGACAACGUCCGCCUGGCUAGCACACGGACAAGUCGCCCUGUGUCCAGUUGUUUAUUUUACAGCUAGUGGCUCCAAGAAGAAACACGCAAGAACCGUCUACUCACAAGCGGAGAAGAGUAGUUUUCUUCUAGAAAACAAAGCUAGGAAAUAA
This is a messenger RNA of Candidula unifasciata, 1806 nucleotides long. Lineage: Eukaryota; Metazoa; Mollusca; Gastropoda; Stylommatophora; Geomitridae. The record is from the annotation of a GenBank genome assembly.